UCCCAGAACGCGCAAGGUUCAAUAAUAGGCAAAGACGCCCUGCCCCUUGGAAAGGAAAAAAAUUCUCUGUACGUUUAUUCAGGACGACGCGCGCUCCACCUUCCUGUAAAGAUCGCCUCACAACAUCCAUCCUACACGAUCAAUUCUGCGCCCAUCAACUAUUCGCCGUCGACCCGACUACGAGCCGAUAACAAAUAAAUACAGUCUGGAGAGGACCCGCAUAGCUCUGCCCACGGAACAGUGGAAUGUCCUGGAAUGAUUUCCUGCCCGAGCUGGCAGUCAAGCAUGAGGUCCUCGAGUCCCUCUAUGCUGACAUUGGAACCCCAAACGAUGAGAAAGUAAAGCAAUGUCAGUCGCUCUUCGACAAUCUCAUGACCGUCGUCAGCCAGCAUAUCGAAACCGUUGAGCGGGAAAGGACUCGUCGUGUUCAGGAGUGCGAACAAAUGAUGGACGAUAUCAGGCGCAUGACUGGACUCGUCGGACAAGGCGAAGAGGGGAUCACAAAGCUGGCCGAAACAUUGCAUGGUAUGGCUCUAUGGGAUCGACACUCACUACUUAGAGAGGAGUAUGCAUACAUAUUUGAGCAUUACAAUCAAAAGCUGGAAGAAAUUAGGGCACUCCAUCGGGAACUAUCGGGAUACGCAACUGUUCUUGGACCAACGUACGUUCAGCCUGGGCCUUAUCCAGAGGAAGGUGCGGCGGUGACCUUUGACGUUAUCCAACAGUUCUCGGACAACAUUGACGCAUGUCAAAGGGAGCAGAAGCGGCGCAUUGGGGUCGUCGAGAGUGCGAUCGUUACCAUAAAACACCUCUGGAAUGAACUUGGACUGACAGCACAGGAUGGAUUCGAGCGAGAGAUUAUCGAUUCUGAUCAAGGAGAUAUUCCUAUCUCAGACGACGCUAUGAGACGGCUGGAAAUGAAACAAGCUAUGUUGGAAGACGAACGAUCCAAACGGGAAACUCUUGUUAAGGAUCAUAUGUCAACGAUCACCUCUCUUUGGGACAAACUGAGGAUCGAAGAAGAUGAACGCGAGGAGUUUCUCACUGCUCAUGUCGGGCUGACUAUGGAUGUGAUCCGAGGCUACAAGGCGGAGAUGAGCAGGUUGGAGAAACUGAAGAGUCAAAAGUUAGAGGAUUUUAUUAUGGAGGAAAGAGAUGCUCUAGAUGAGCUAUGGGACAAAUUGUAUUACUCAUCGGAUCAACGCCAGGAUUUUUCACCGUUCUUUGACGAGGAUUUCACGGAUGAAAAUCUCGCGCUCCAUGAGGCCGAGGUUGCACGCCUAAAGCAGGAGGUCCAGGAUAAUGAGCAUAUAUUGCACGCAAUUGAGCAGUAUAGGGCAAUGCUGGACGAUAUCAGGAACUUCGAGAUCAGCUCUAUGGAUGCACAGCGACUCUUCCAUCGUGAUCCCGGUCGCCUACUCCGUGAAGAAAAGUUCCGCAAUCGGAUAGCCCGAGAAUUCCCCAAGGUCGAAUCAGAGUUAGAAAAUGCGUUAUACGAGUGGCAGCAGAACAAAGGACGACCUUUCUUAGUGUAUGGCGAGGAGUACAUCAACACCAUGAAGCAGCACGCACAAGAGGCACGAGAAGGCAAAGAGAAUGAGAGACUCUGGAGGGAACAACGGAAGCAAUUGAUGUUGCAGAGGGAUCUGCGGUAUGGCUCUAAGAACCCAAAGAAGGUCGCACCGCAAUCGCCUCACCCACGGCAUAUUUCUACAAGCCUUAUUCCUUCAAUUGAUCCACCUGCUACCAGCGUAUCGCUCCCACAGACCCCCACCUCUAAACGGAUCGGGAUACCAACAAGUCGGCCAGGAACCCCCAGUUCACAACACACUAGGACUAUAUCGUCGUUCAUCUCAGCCAUGCCAACUACACCCACGAGAGCACGCUCACAAACACACCAGACAGGUUUAACCUCGGCUAUAGGGUCGAUCCCAUUCCCCUAUUCACCUCGGAGCCAUCAGGCGCAACGACAUUAUGCACAAGAUGUCAAAUAUUAUUCUAGGAGCGAAUCCCCAGCAACAAUGUUUUCCUUGACAAAACCUCCCUCAACCCCUACCUCCAAGAACAACGGCAUGCGCAGCUCUGGGCCUGCAGCGAUGUCGACAACCAGAGAACAAGUCAGACGGAGCAAUUCUGUAAUCUCAGUUUCAUCCGCCACAACUGAAACCCAGGCAGAGCCCUCGACGCCAACGCGGCCUCGAAUCAACCACCCUAUCAGUUUCGAUCUCACUCGAUCCUCUAUUCAAGAAGAAGACGAAGUGCUGCUUUUAUCGCCACGACGACUCAAGAGGACUGCAGCUGAUCUCUCCUCACCGUCGCAUACACCAUCUGGAUCGACAAGAAUUCGCCGUCAGGAUCACAGGAGGAAGUCAAGAAGCCUCUCGCCUCAGGCAGAGAUUUCCUCCGCAAAGAGUCGACUUCAAACAAUGGAGUCUCCAUUUGUGUUGAAGACUGCAGACAGACUGGGCCCCGCACAGCUAGCCGCAAAGGGGGCAGAGCAAGGAAAUCGGUUCCUGAAACAGCUUCUAAGAGCAGCAGAUGAGCAAGACGAUGAUAUUGAUGACGAAAUGAUGGGCAUCGAGGACGAUAGCAUAGAAGAGGAGGACAGCGUUAUUGAACUCGAUCGAUCUGAGGCUGAAAAGAUCUUUUCGACUCCACGGAGGGCCGUGGAGGUCGUGGAGGUUCAGGAUGGCCAGGAUUAUGAAAGUGAUGGCUGGGAGACUGACAACGACGAAUCGCCACGGUCAAGGAAACAAUCAAAGGUCAAUGCUCCAGAAGCAUCAUCGAGCGCCCUACAAACGCAGCAUGAAGCGAGUAGAGAUUCGUGGAACAGUGAUGGCGAGGCUUGUCGAAUCGAAAGGAUGCCAUCGUCUUCUACACCAUCCUCCAAGCAGGCGCCGGGAUUUGAGAUCAAGUCUGGAGGUUGUUGACGUGGCUGUCCAGGCCAUUCCUAUUUGUGAUAUCCUACUCUAUACUUAAUGUUACCAAUCUUUUUUCUUUGUGUUUUUUGUCUGCUUCAAUCCUGUACAUUACGCUU
Gamsiella multidivaricata is the source of this 3037-nucleotide messenger RNA. Its product is annotated as microtubule associated protein-domain-containing protein. NCBI's taxonomy places the organism in Eukaryota, Fungi, Mortierellomycota, Mortierellomycetes, Mortierellales, Mortierellaceae. Gene Ontology annotation, molecular function: microtubule binding. Bases 246 to 2930 code for a protein of 894 amino acids. Gene Ontology annotation, cellular component: spindle; mitotic spindle midzone; cytoplasm. Gene Ontology annotation, biological process: mitotic spindle midzone assembly; microtubule cytoskeleton organization. The transcript is spliced from 6 exons. The record is from RefSeq and is a predicted model, not a curated record.